Sphaeroforma arctica JP610 is the source of this 364-nucleotide messenger RNA. RefSeq lists its product as hypothetical. Gene Ontology annotation, molecular function: 5'-flap endonuclease activity. The annotation marks the transcript as partial. Gene Ontology annotation, biological process: replication fork reversal. The record is from RefSeq and is a predicted model, not a curated record. Gene Ontology annotation, cellular component: cytoplasm. The transcript is spliced from 3 exons. NCBI's taxonomy places the organism in Eukaryota, Ichthyosporea, Ichthyophonida.
ACAGGCAGACGGCAUCUGGAACAUCCAUGAAGUGGACAUCUGCCGUCUCAUACUCAAAGGCCUCUCCGCAGGCGGAGUGCACCUGAAGAACAUCGGACUCAUCUCGCCGUAUAAAGCUCAAGUAACUAGUCUGCGCUCAAUGGUGGCCGAAGAGUUCGGUGCAGAUAGUGAGUAUGUGGAGCCCCAUCCGGCUCGUCCACCAUCUGGUACUAAGCUUGCUUUCUUGUUUCUUCCGCGCUUUGUGGUGGCCAGAGUGGAUGUGCAUACAAUCGACAAGUAUCAGGGGCGAGAUAAGGACAUCAUCCUCUUCAGCAUGGUGCGCUCCAACCCCGACAACGACGUAGGUUGCGCAUACAUGUCCUGA